AUGUCGCAGCUGGGCCGCGUGCCGGUGGGUGUGCUGGUGCCGCCGCCGCGGUACGCGACGCUGCCGCUGCCGCCCGCGCACUACCCGCCGCCGCCGGGCAGGCUCUACUACCCGCUACACGACGCUCGGUUCCGUCGCAGGCGAUCGCCCCGCGAGCGUCGCGCCGAGCGGAGACGUCGCGAGGAGCGCGAGCGGGACUCGAAGCUGACGCGGUCGCUCGAGCGGAUACACCGCAAGCGGCGAGCGGACCGCGACCGACCCUCCGACGCCGACCUCAAGCGGACCUACACGGGACUAGACAGGGCGUACGCGGAGCAGUUCAUAGCUGUGUGCGACGAGAGCCGACACGCGGCGGAGAGCCACGACUCGCUCGCGAGCACGACCGCCUCCAGCGACACCGCGCACUCGCAGGCCACCGCCUAG
Diatraea saccharalis (sugarcane borer) is the source of this 423-nucleotide messenger RNA. The record is from the annotation of a GenBank genome assembly. Lineage: Eukaryota; Metazoa; Arthropoda; Insecta; Lepidoptera; Crambidae.